AUGAAGAGGACGGACUCGGCCCUUCUGGCCUCACUGACCCGCCAGAAAUCGUUCCGGGUUCUGAUCGCCUUGGGUUUUCUGUACGUGCUUCUUGUCGUAUUCGAGCUCCCUUUCGUUUUGCGAACUGGGCUCAGCCCUGGCUCUCUAGAAGCUUCGAUCGGCGGCGGCGAUGACGUAUUGGGCCUUCGGGAAGACAUCCUGCCCUACAAAUUGCGGCCCGAGCGGAGAAUCGAGGAGCUGGCCCGGACCCCGACGGUCUCCGGGUUUAACCUCGCUGCCGGCGUCGUCGGGGGCCAGGACGCGACCUCUGAGUCCGCCAAGCGCGCCCUCGUCCUCGGCGGGAAGCUAUGGCGGGAAAUCGAAUCGAUUGGGAGAAACGGUUACCCCACCAGCGGUAAAUCUGUUAAUCGUAGUGAAAUUGGUGAGGUUGCUGCUUGCCCGGUGUCAAUUUUGCUUGCGGGCGAGGAAUUUGAGAGAAUGCAGGGGAGGACGGUGGCUCUGCCGUGUGGGCUGUCGAUUGGGUCGCACGUGACGGUGAUUGGGAGGCCGAGGGCAGCCCACGAGACAACGGGCCCAAAGCCUAAGGAUGGGAAGGAGGAUAAGAAGAAUGGGCCUCGUAAGAUGGCAUCGUCUCAGUUCAUGGUGGAGCUUGUGGGGCUGAAAAUGGCGGAAGGGGAGGACCCGCCGAGGAUUGUGCAUUUUAAUCCGAGGAUAAAAGGGGAUUGGAGUGGAAAGCCCGUGAUCGAGCUCAACAGCUGCUACAGAAUGCAAUGGGGGAGCUCACAGAGGUGUGAGGGUUCGAAGUCGAGGGCCCGUGAGAACACCGUGGAUGGGUUAGUAAAAUGCGAGAGUUGGAGUCGGGACAAAGACAACACUACCCAUGAAUCGGUCGUGGGGUGGUUGUUAAAUCGGUUAUUGGGCCGAAAGACAGUUAUACAGUGGCCUUUUCCAUUCGUCGAGGAAAAAGUGUUUGUCCUAACGCUUCGGGCUGGCUUGGAAGGUUACCACAUGAUUGUUGACGGCAAGCAUGUUGCCUCAUUCCCCUACCGCCCGGGAUUUGCUCUCGAGGAUGCUACAGGAUUGUAUUUGGGCGGGGAUAUUGACGUCAUUUCCAUUUUCGCUGCUUCCCUGCCUGCCUCCUAUGCCGCCGGCUAUGAUCGGAAAAAUCUCGAUUUGUCCGACAGGUGGCGGGCCCCACCUGUCCUGGACGGGCCUGUUGAGCUCUUUGUCGGCAUUCUCUCGGCUGGUAACCACUUUGCCGAGCGAAUGGCUGUGAGGAAAUCGUGGAUGCAGCACGAGCUGGUUCAGUCGUCAAAAGUCGUUGCUCGUUUUUUCGUGGCGCUGCACCGGAAGAAAGAGGUGAAUGUUGAGGUAAGGAAAGAAGCUGAGUUUUUUGGAGACAUUGUGGUGGUUCCGUAUCUGGACCAUUAUGACCUUGUCGUUUUGAAAACCAUCGCGCUCUGUGAAUUCGGGAUUCGGACAGUAUCAGCGAAUUACAUUAUGAAAGCGGAUGACGACACAUUUAUUAGAGUAGAUGCGAUUAUUAAAGAAAUUAAGAAAAAAGAAGAGAAGAAGAGCUUGUAUAUCGGUAAUAUGAACUACAAUCAUAAGGCUUUACGCAGUGGUAAAUGGGCAGUCACGAAAGAGGAAUGGCCGGGUGAACUUUAUCCAACUUAUGCAAAUGGUCCAGGCUAUAUUAUCUCAAGCGACAUUGCCAACUUCCUUAUUUCAGACUUCGAGAAAAGUAAUAUGACGUUGUUUAAAAUGGAAGAUGUUAGCAUGGGAAUGUGGGUCGAGAAGUUCAAUAAAUCGAGGCCGGUUAAAUACGUACACAGCCUCAAGUUUUGCCAGUUUGGGUGCGUGGAGAAUUACAUAACGGCUCAUUACCAGUCACCGAGGCAAAUUACUUGCCUUUGGAACAAGCUCGCGAUUUUCACCGUUCUCACGAGCGAGUCCGAUAAUUUUCUCCACCGGCAAGAGGCACCGGCGGCGGUUGCGGAGGACUCGCCGCAGAUCUCGACAGCCAUGGAAACAGGACAUAAUCCCUCGACCUCGGCCCGCAAACAAAUGGUUACCACUCUGUUAACCGAUGACCAGCAUUUCCUAGUCCACCUCAUCAUGGGUGCCUAUUUCGCCCCCGACCUCACGAAUCAAACCCCCCCAAAAUCUGCACUCCAAAGACGAGCCCAACGCCUCCCAAAAUACAGCUCACACGAACUAUCCGGCUCGCUCAUGAAGACGAGCAUAAUCGAGAGCGUUUAUUACUACAUCCUCCGAAAGGCCAAACACUCCCUAAUCUUAAAGCAGCCCCAUUUACUUCAGUACAUCCAUAGCCCGAUCCAAAUGGGCCCCACAGACUACCCCUCGUUCGCCGAUCUCUUUCCUCCUGAGCUUCAUGUGCUUUCCGGGGACACUGUCAGCAACAUUGCAUUCAUCAGCAACCCGAAUAUCGAUUACAUGGAGGCUCGGGAAGUCGAAAGGUUCAAGAGCCUCACGGGUUUGGAUGGUUUUGCCUUUGAUAGGGAUAGUAUGAUGCUUAACAUAUUCGAGGAUUUGUAUGAUGUGAAGGUGGAAGGGGCUUCUGACUCGGUGGGGUCCGGGGGUUGCUUGGGAUUUGGCGGGCCCGGGCCUGGACCCGAGUGCGGGUUGAUAUUUGUCCCGGAGCCUCCGUCGAGGGAGGAGUGGGCCCACAUGGUUGCUGCUGUAAAGGGUGGGUUUGGGGUGACGGGGAGUGCGGGGAAAGGGCCUGUUGGGCCUGUUAUUGGGCUGAUGGAUGUUGGGGAGUCGGAGGAUUCGUAUCUGUUUCGGGUUUCGCUUCCAGGGGUGAGGAGGGAUGAGAGAGACUUCAGCUGUGAGAUCGAGAGCAAUGGUACUGUGAUUAUCAAAGGAGUUACGGUUACUGGUGAAAGAGUGGUCGAAAAAUACGAGCAGUCAUUCGAGAUGGUGACCCACAACCUAUGCCCGCCCGGCCCUUUCUCCAUCUCCUUCAAGCUGCCUGGUCCGGUUGACCCUCAGCAGUUUCAUGGGACCUUUUCAACUGAUGGGAUUCUCGAGGGAAUCGCUAUAAAAGAAACGAGCAAGCGUGUUGGUUGUGGGCCCCAUCUUCUCUGUCAAUGA
Molecule: messenger RNA, 3117 nt
Organism: Striga hermonthica
Lineage: Eukaryota; Viridiplantae; Streptophyta; Magnoliopsida; Lamiales; Orobanchaceae
Source: the annotation of a GenBank genome assembly